Messenger RNA from Fibroporia radiculosa, 1068 nucleotides. RefSeq lists its product as uncharacterized. Bases 1 to 1068 code for a protein of 355 amino acids. The record is from RefSeq and is a predicted model, not a curated record. NCBI's taxonomy places the organism in Eukaryota, Fungi, Basidiomycota, Agaricomycetes, Polyporales, Fibroporiaceae. The transcript is spliced from 4 exons.
AUGUGUGCGUUUAAUACAAAGGAACUCAGCGAAGAAUUACCUUGGGUUAGCGAGUUGGUGCAGCUUCCACCUACAUCAACGCGGGUGAUAGAUGCAGACGAAGAGGUCUUUCUACAAUACACAAACUUGGCCUCACGGGCUCCGGCCGACGGGACGCAGCGUUUCCGCGGGCUUGGUCACGUCGAUUCGUAUAACGAUGUACUCACGAUUGAAUUUACCAUCCCCGCUAGCCCGCGUGAUCACGUAGGGACCAUUCAUCGUCAGGGUCGGUCUGGAAAGCCAGUCAAGAGGAAUAGAAAGACGUCUGGGCAGGCACAGACCUUGUCAGUUGAGCUUGCCCAGGAUAAGACUGCUCUUCGCAGUCGCAAGGGUGACACUGGAAGUGUGGUAUGGCACGCGAGUAUUGAUUUCGCACAAACUGUCCUCCGACAGUACUAUACCCGGGAGAUUCAUGCUCUUCUUAACCCUACCGCGCUAUCGAACGCCCAUGUGCUCGAGCUAGGUGUUCUUGUGCUGUUGCGCCACUUGAUUGUGCUAAGGGCCGGCACUGGGCUCUUGAGCGUCGUAAUAGCCCCUCUGGUUGCGCAUUAUACCGUUACGGAUAUCGAGGCUCUAGUUCCGCUAAUUCGGAAGAACUUGACGUUGAAUACACCAAAGAUAUUCCCAAUUACUCCUUCGGAUCGCCGGGCUCACCCUGCCACAUCACGUACAUCCAAUGUCAGCGCUGAGGCUCUGGAUUGGAUUACCUUGCACAAUGCAUCCCCCGCCUUUCGUCGGUCCUUCGCCUGUUAUCCAGAACUGGAUUUGCUUUUAGUUGUAGAUUGCAUCUAUCAUCCAUCGUUACUCCCGGCACUGCUGUCUACUAUCGACCAUCUAACUAUACCUGGGAAGACAGCUGUCCUCGUGGUGGUGGAGCUGAGAGCGGAGGAUGUUGUGAGGGAGUUCCUAGACGGGUGGUUGAACAUAUCUUCAGGCGCACUGUGGCAGAUCUAUAGUGUUAGUGCAUUUAUGGAAGGACCUUACGCUGUAUGGAUUGGGUGGAAGACUAUAUCGAAUGGAGAUGCGUAG